GCAGGGAUGCAGGAUUUGAGUGCCGAGCUGUGCCCUGGUGCCUGUCCACCUGGGACACCUGGUCAUCCCGGCCUCCCUGGGAUGAAGGGUCACAAAGGAGUAAAGGGGGAAGGAGGAGAGCCUGGGAAACAAGGGCACAAGGGUGAAGAGGGUGACCAGGGAACCACAGGGGACCUCGGAUCCCAGGGCCCAACGGGUCCUCAGGGAAUCAGAGGCUCCACUGGAAUGAUGGGGCCCAAAGGUGGACUGGGAGCACGAGGACAUGAUGGAGAUCCAGGUCCCCAGGGUGUUGAAGGAGCCACUGGUGACCAAGGCCAGAGGGGCGUGAUGGGAGAGUCUGGUCCUAAAGGUGAUGAGGGAUCUCAAGGUGGAAGAGGAAUCACAGGUCUUCCUGGGCCCAAGGGAAAGGGUGGUUUGUCAGGAGUGGAUGGCCGUGAAGGUAUUCCUGGAUUGCCAGGUGGAAAGGGCACCAUUGGCAAGGCUGGGUCUCCAGGGGAGGUGGGGCUUCAGGGACUUCCUGGAUUACCUGGUUCUCCUGGCUCUAAAGGAACUGGUGGAGAGAAGGGUAGCUCUGGAGAGGCAGGUCUUCUUGGAACAAUAGGAUCUGCUGGUAAAACAGGAGAGCAAGGCAAAGCAGGAGGUCUAGGACCCAUUGGACCCAUUGGUGGACCGGGAGACAGCGGAGAACAAGGACCAGCAGGUCCACCAGGCAAACCAGGGGCCAGGGGACCUAAAGGAGAUCUUGGUCUUCCUGGGGUUCCUGGACCCCCAGGCCUCCCUGGAGUGAAGGGAGAGAGGGGAGAAGCUGGCGAGGGAGGACCUAAAGGGGAGCAGGGGGGACAAGGUUCUGAGGGAACCUCUGGAGACAAAGGAGAUGUUGGUGACCAAGGGGAAGCUGGACCCAAAGGAGUGGUUGGAAACCCAGGAGAGCCUGGUAACAGAGGGCCAGAGGGUAGCAGAGGGCAGCCUGGCAUCGAGGGCCCAGCUGGUACUUCUGGACCACGUGGCAUGCAGGGCAACAGGGGCGCACCAGGAAUCAGGGGGUCACAGGGACCGGCGGGUAAAGAACCAAGCGAUCAACACAUCAGACAAGUCUGCAUGAGAGUUAUGCAAGAGCAGCUAGCCCAGUUGGCUGCCAGUCUAAGGAGGCCGGAGUCUGGAGCAGCGGGCCUGCCUGGUAAGCCAGGGCCUCCUGGUCCUGCCGGACCCCCAGGGGACAGUGGCUUCCCUGGGCAGGCUGGAGCAAGAGGACUGCCUGGCCUCAAAGGACCUCCAGGACUCCUAGGACUCAAAGGACCCAAAGGUGAAUUGGGCGACAGAGGAGACCGAGGUCCCACGGUGCGAGGGGCCAAGGGCCAGCCAGGACCUCCCGGUCUACCAGGUGAGCCCGGAAAGCCUGGUUACGGCCAGGAGGGACGUGACGGCGAGAGAGGACCGCCAGGUGUUCCUGGCCAGGCUGGUGUACCUGGGCCUCCUGGUAAUGCUGGCCCCAACGGCUACUGCGACCCAUCGUCCUGCAACCUCAGACCGGGGGACAUUGACACCAGCAUCAAGGGCCCGGAGGGAACUAGAAACUAGAGCCACCACCCAGUGGAGGCUGGUGUCACUUUAAAUCUGAGGACUGGAUCUAAUGGCUGUAAUGGAAUGAAUGGAGAAGUUUCAAACACCUUGGAUUCUGUUCCAUUUAUUCCAUUAGAGCCAUCACUAUGACCCAUCCCCCCUUCACCAGCUUCCACUGCCCAACACCCAGAGAGGGGUAGAGACAGAGACAGAGACUAAGAUGGCAGAUGGACAGCUCUCCCACCCCAACCCUGGGAGCACACAACAUCCUCACAGCCUCUCUACUCUGAAGGCUGUUGCUGUAAAGUGGUCAUUCUAACGUAUCUGCAGUGUUUUGUGAGAGUGUUCUGUGCUAGCCAGAUCUCUAUCGGAUAUGAAGGAGUCUUCCACUUCCACAAAUGCGAAACAAAACUAAGUAUUUUGUUGCAAAACAAUAAUAAUCCUGAACCUGUUUGGAUGUGGAACAGUUUUUCACAUGACAGAUUUCCUUUUUCUUUUGUUGUUUUCAGAAAUGGGUGCUCUAUUUUAAGAUAUUCAUGUUUUGAAGACUAUAUUUGUUUUUAUUCCACCGUCCCUGUAAACCAAGAUGUCCUUAAUAACCACCAGACAAUCACCUGUCCUUAAUAACCACCAAACAAACACCUGUCCUUAAUAACCACCAGACAUUCACCUGUCCGUAUUAACCACCAGACAUUUACCUGUCCUUAUUGACCACCAGACAUUCACCUGUCCUUAAUAACCACCAGACAAUUACCUGUCCUUAUUGACCACCAGACAUUCACCUGUCCUUAAUAUCCACCAGACAUUUACCUGUCCUUAUUAACCACCAGACAUUUACCUGUCCUUAUUGACCACCAGACAUUCACCUGUCCUUAAUAACCACCAGACAAUUACCUGUCCUUAUUGACCACCAGACAUUCACCUGUCCUUA
This is a messenger RNA of Oncorhynchus masou masou (cherry salmon), 2491 nucleotides long. RefSeq names its product collagen alpha-1(IX) chain-like. The coding region runs from base 7 to 1578 and encodes 523 amino acids. The record is from RefSeq and is a predicted model, not a curated record. Lineage: Eukaryota; Metazoa; Chordata; Actinopteri; Salmoniformes; Salmonidae. Gene Ontology annotation, cellular component: extracellular matrix. The transcript has 23 exons.